AUGACUGAUUUGGAAGAAAAUGGCCAGUUGCUCCAAGCUGAAAGAGAAGAAACGGAAGAUGACAUCAUAUCAGAGGAAGAAUUGAACAAAAGAAGAAAAUAUUUAGAGGAUUUAAAAACUUUCCUAACCGAGCAACAGGAAAAGAUUUCUUUAACAUUAGAGCAAUUAGGUUGGACACCAGAACAUUUUAUAAAGCCUCAGAAUAAAGUGACUUGUCCUUAUAACCCUAGUCAUAUUCUACCUGAAUCUAGCCUAGAUAAACAUUUAGAAACUUGUCAAUGGCUAUCUAAAGGAGUACCUAGAUAUCAGUUGAGAGAUGUUUUGGGUGAAAAAGAAAGGUUGAAAAAUACACCAAUUUCAACAAUACAGUUAGAUGAAUGUAAACUAAAUGGUAUUCUAUGGAAUAAAGCUGUUAAAUCAGGUCAAGUGUACACUGGUCAAAGAAAGCUACCUGUAACACCAGAAGAUGAUUCUAUCAUUUUAACACCAGAUGAGAGACUGGCAGUGCAUGAAUAUGUAGUCUCUGAAGCCCAGUCUCAGGGCAUUAUGAUGAAUGUUGAAAAAGAUGAACAUUUGACAAUAGAUUGGCAGAAAGUUAUAAAGAAAGGUGUAUUGGAGAGUGAAACCAGUGAUAAGUUAACUCCCUUGGAAAAAAUGCAAGCAUUGAGAGAUUUUAAACGCAGGAGGCAGAAAUAUCGAGCUAAAAAUGUUCAUAUCACCAGAAAAUCUUAUACAGAGAUAAUCAGAGAGGUGAUAUCAAACCAGGUAGAAAUGUGGGGUGCCGAGGAGAGUGGGGGGGAAAAUGUGGAUGAUGUAGAGGUAGUAGAGGGUAUGGAUUCAGGAUAUUUGAACAGAGAAUCCAGAGGAAGCCAAGAUUCAUCAGGUUAUGGUCGAGAUUCAGGGAGGGGUUGGUCUGAUAGAGAAAGGAAUGACAGAGGUAGGGAUAGAGAGCCUGAUAGAAGGAGGAGCUACAAAGAUGACAGAGAUAGGGGAUCUUAUUGGGGCCAAACCAGGGAAUCAUCCUACAGGGAUUCAAACAGGGAUCAAUCCAGGGAAUCGUAUGGGGAUUCAAGCAGGGGCCAAUCUAGGGAAUCAAGCAGGGGCCAAUACAGAGAAUCAUCUCAUAGGGAACAAUCCAGGGAAACCAAUAGGGAUUCAAAGAGGGUACCUGACAGAGAAAGGGAAAAUGAACGGAGAGAUUACGAAAGGGAGAGAAGCAGAAAAAGGGAAAGAGAGGGAAGUAGGGAAAGAUCAAGAUCAUCAGACAGAAGACCUCCAAAACGUGAGAAAUAUGAAAUGUCCCAGAUGAAGUCAGAAAGAGAGACAACUCCAAUGGUGGACCAUGAGAGAGAAGAUUCCACUAGUAAAACAUCACAUAAGGACAGAUAUCAAGAAGAGUCCAGUUCCAGAUCACACAAGAAAUCUAAAAAACACAAACAUAAAAAGAAGCACAAGAAACAUAAAAGCAGAAAAAAAUCUUCAAGUUCCAGUGAUUCAGAAUCUCCUUCUUAG
Lottia gigantea (owl limpet) is the source of this 1512-nucleotide messenger RNA. RefSeq lists its product as hypothetical. The transcript is spliced from 9 exons. The record is from RefSeq and is a predicted model, not a curated record. Lineage: Eukaryota; Metazoa; Mollusca; Gastropoda; Lottiidae. The coding region runs from base 1 to 1512 and encodes 503 amino acids. Gene Ontology annotation, cellular component: cytosol; nucleoplasm; U12-type spliceosomal complex.